Molecule: messenger RNA, 4366 nt
Organism: Caenorhabditis auriculariae
Lineage: Eukaryota; Metazoa; Nematoda; Chromadorea; Rhabditida; Rhabditidae
Source: the annotation of a GenBank genome assembly
AUGUUCGGUGUGACAGAGGCGUGCAUUUCUCAGUUCCUAAAGCGUCGGAAAGCUCAAGAUGGCUCUACGAAGAGCCAACGCACUGGAAGAGCACGUGUCACUGGUCGUGAUGACGAUAGAAACAUUUUGAAGACGUCCAGAACCAAUCCAAAACUCACCGCCCCUGCGAUCAGACGGGAAUUUUUCUUGAAUUCGCCAUCUCCGCCAUCCGUCUCGACCGUGAAACGACGUCUGAAUGCUGCUGGAAUCAUGGGAAGACGUCCAGUGAAGAAACCGCUGAUUCCUGAAAAGAAUCGAGCCGCCAGGGUGAAGUAAGCGAAGGAGCAUCUCAACUGGACCCGUCAAGACUGGAACAAGAUUCUGUGGUCCGACGAAAGCAAGUUCCUCCUCUUCGGGAGUGACGGAAUUCAGUGGGUUCGUGGACCAAUUGAGUCCAGAUAUCAUCCAAAAUACCAAUUACCCACUGUGAAACAUGGUGGAGGACCGUUUCGUCGGACCACAGAAUCUUGUUCCAGUCUUGACGGGUCCACGCGAGAUGCUCCUUCGCCCACUUCACCCUGGCGGCUCGAUUCUUUUCAGAAAUCAGCGGUUUCUUCACUGGACGUCUUCCCAUGAUUCCAGCAGCAUUCAGACGUCGUUUCACGGUCGAGACGGAUGGCGGAGAUGGCGAGAUUCAGAAAAAUUCCCGUCUGAUCGCAGGGGGCGGUGAGUUUUGGAUUGGUUCUAGACGUCUUCAAAACGUUUCUAUCGUCAGUACGACCAGUGCACGUGGUCUUCCAGUGCGUUAGUAAACCAUCUGCAACUCCGACGCUGAAAACUGACGCAUCACGCCAGCCAUUCCAGUCAUCGAUCAUCAUCGACGACCCAACUGUCGUUAUCGGUCAAAACUGCCCUCAGAGGUUCUUCCAUGUAUGAAAACAGCAUGGCAAUUGCACAAAGAGCGAUAAAAAAUAAAAGAAUAAAAAGCAUAUAAAAGUGAAUUCAAUAAAAAUGCUACAAAAGUCAUGCGACACUGAUACCAUCUUUUCAAAGUAUGUACAUUAUCCCUGUAUAAACUCGGAUAAGUCGCUGAAUAUCAAAGCAAAACUUACGACAGUACUACAUCAGAGUGUUCUGACCAAUUUUCCGAAAAAUCCCAACCGCAAAGUUAAAUUACCCUUCUACUGGGAGCUUAUUGGACUAUAUACCUUAUAAUUCCUUGUAACUUCCUUAAAACAAGCUUGCACAAAAAGACACCAAAAAGUGACCGAUUUGGCCAUUCCAGACAAUGUUUUUUUCUCUCACAUAUAAUUUCAGACCUACGCGUCACUUAUCCCAUUCAUUGUCACGGAUCCAUGCAAGCUCCUAAUCCCACGAACUUUAUUCAUUAUUAUCCAUGUACCUCUUCUCUACGGUGUUUUCGGGUCUUCAUUCAUUAUGAUCGGGAUGAUGAUCGAAAGGAUUGUCGCUUUGGUUUAUCAUAGGGAUUACGAGCGUUGGAGGACCUUACUGGGUCCUUUUUUGGCUGCUGCAGCGGUGGGUUUUUAUUUUGGAAAAAAAGCAUGUGCGCACCAUGGAUAAAAAUGUCACUUUUCUCGAGAAAUUCUCGAAAAAACCGUUUCAGAUAACGCGGCGCUUUUGUCUGACGACGCUUCACCCAUAUAUAGUCCGUAAAGUGUAGUGUUUCGUGUGCAUACACUGGGAAUUUUCGAGACUCAGUUAUAUUUUUUUUUCUCUGGCGGCUAUUUUGAACUUCGCGGAAUCACUUUGAAAACGACAAUAGAAAAAAAAAGAAAUCAAUUCGUCUCAUGACCCGUUGAACAUGCGCCUUUAAUAUCCUUUUUAUUUUACUUGUUUCCCAUGACGUCACAUUGGAACGGCGGUGGUUUUGACUCCGCCACCUUCAUUUUUGGUUUCGCAUUUUCUUUCAGUAUCAAAAACGCCGUGGUAAAAAGUUAUGCGCUAUCAAUUUUCCACCGUAAAAAUUCAAAAAAGCUUGGUUACAAAGAGAUUUUUUUGCUCCAUGGAUAAAAGAAAAACGAGAAAGUUUCGUGAUCCAAGUUCGAAAACACAUUUACAGACUUCCUGUGGAAUAUUAAUAACUGUUUAUCCCUAUCAUAACGAACAAUUCACCGCAAAGCAAGUUUCCUUCAUUGCCACGCCGGGUUCGGCAGCAGAAAAGGUAUUUUUUCAAAUAUUUUUGGUCGCACUUGGAAUGACUCCAUUGGAUCUCUUUGUGAGAACCGUCCCGACCAUGAGGCCAAAGAGUUCUCUUCCAAAUUUAAUAUAUUAAAAUUCAGAUAAAUAUAAUCUUCAUACUUAGUGUCUGUGUGGGUGUCGUCAGUUUGAUUGGGAACUUGUUUUUAUUUUUCGCAACUCGGAAAUUUGAGAAAGAGUAAGUUUUUUUUUUUCAUUAAACAGGUACGGUGAAAAAAACUUCGCCUAAAAACCACAUUUUAUGAAACUAAGCGUAUAUUUUUUUCUACAUGUAACUAGCAACGUUCCAGCAGAAUAAGCGCGAAAAUUAAUUUAAAAUAAACAUAGUUAUACUUAAAAAUGCUAUGAAAACAGUGAAAAAACAACUUACGAAAACAACCGCCAAAGAUUUCGAAUCGAAUCCAAUCACUUGAGGGAAACUUGAUGAUAUCAUAGUCAUCAACCUCUUCAUUUUGCUUUCCCUUGAUUCCUGAAAAAUAUAACUUAAUUUCAACGCUAUAUCUCUUUCUCAAAAUGCUAUAAGAACUGAAAAAACUAAUAUUCAAUGAUUUUAUACUUUCAAUAAAUUCAGAAGGAAUUUUCGUUGAAAAUUUCAACUCUUUUACUCAAAAAAAAAAACGAGCUUUAUGCUGCAAAAACCGAUGGAGCUUUUUAAAAAUACUACCUUGAGAAACUUAAAACAGAAAAUAACUGAAAAAAACCACAUUGAAAAAUAGUGAAAAAAAUAAAAGAAAAAAACGAAGUGAAUAAAAAAAGAAAUUAUGUUGAUCGAACACUGGGUCUCGAGCGGAGACACUGCAAUUUGGCAGAGCAACUUGCGCCUUUAAUAAGGAUUUCGCCUUUUUUUGCAAUUUUUGCAAUUUUUGUUGAUUUUUGAUUUUAAAAGUUUUUCACGCUCUGUUAGUUUCUUAAUAGGCUCAGUGUCAGAUUAGUAAUUUAUUUAAGGGGUGAACAGUUUUCAAGUGGAUUCAAUUUUCGAUAAGACUAUUUUUUAAUUUUGCUUUAAAAAAGUUCUUGAAUGCACACAAAGUGAACAAAUUCUUGCUCAAAUUGAACAUUUUUAACUUUUAUUAACAAUUUAUUAGACAAAAACCCUUUUUUUUUUAAAACAUCCCCACUUCAAAACCGUCCGAAUAUUCCAAUUUCCAGUGUUUUGAAACUUAUAAAUUUCAUGGCCUGUUUUUUUUGUCAUUUUUGCAGGUUCUAGGAAUUGUUCCAACUUCCUUCUGCAAAAAAUUAAAAAUCUCUUCAUUUUUCAGAUGGCGAGAACGACAAACCCUGUCCUCACGCUAUCAAAUGUCGGAAAAUGUCCGGACGACCAAAUUCACGGUGGUCAUCUCCUUGAUUCACGUCAUCGUCUACCUGAUUUACCUGUCCGGAACUCUUACCACACGUCUUCAUAAGGACUCUUUUGCCACCCCGGUCGAUUUCCAGGCCUUUCGAGGCGUUUUCUUUGUGGGUUCGAUUAUUUUCUUUUGAGGAAAAAUUUUCUUACGCUGUUGUGAAAUUUUGUGAAUUUGGGGACAAGUUGAGUGAAUUUUUAUUAAUUUCUUUUUACUUAAGAACUUUAUACUGAUCCCUAUAGGGUCUGACCCCUUUGCCCUUAAAGCUUAAGUGGUCCCUAUAGGGUUCGUUUGAUUUUUUUGAAAACAUGUUUUUUGUUAGUUUUCUCGCAUAAAGUUCAUAAAAACUAUCGACUAGCAUGUCCCCUACAAAGGCAACUAACUAAAACCCCUAUAGGGACCACUUUUUGCAAGAUGAAGUGGCCCCUAUAGGGUUGGUAAAAGAUGCUCCCUAGAGAGACCCCCAAGGGCCUUUAAGGUUGCCCCUACAUGGACCACUCUGGAGUUGCUAAGUAGUUUGAUCCAAAAUUUCUUCGAUAAGAGUCUAGUUCUGAUUUUUACGAGCCCCUUGAAGCUUUUUGUGGUUUUAAUAUUCAACAUUGAUAUUUUCUUAUCAUUCCAAGCAUUUUCGAACAACCGAAAACUUGCAGUUCGUGCCAGAUAUGUUCCUGUUCAUGGGUUGCAUGGCCCAGAGGCUUCUGGACAGUAUGCGGAUGGCCGAAACGAAGAGAAUCCGAACUUCCGUCGCGAUCCGAUUCAACGGCGUCGAAGGCGCCAACAACUACUUCCAAGCCAUUCAGAAGCAGUGGAACUCCAUUGAUUCUUGA